UUCUGCCCUCCCCGCGGCAAGUCCUGGGCUCCCGUCCGCGGAACCUUGUCCUACUUCGCUUGUCCUCGCUCUGGCCGCUGUCGCCCAGGAACCUGAGCAGAGAAGGCAGCGGGUCCCGUGACCGCGCAGAGCCCCCCACGAGGGCAGCAAGGGCCGAGGACGGCGGGGAAGAAGGCGGGGCGCGUGGGAAGAAAGGGGGUUUUGUGAGGCUCCCGGCGAGCUGGCGCCCCCGUCUGCGUCCCGCGCGCCCGGCCCUGCUCGCGCCCGCGCAUUGCGCUGCAGUCUCGGCUGCGGCUGCGGGACGCGCGGUGUGCGGAGGGGACCUCGCAAGGUGAGUGAGGAGGCCUGGCCCUGUCGGUCGCUUGCUUGCUGUGUGACCUUGGGUAAGUUUCUUGACCUCUCUGAGCCUGAGGAUCCGGGCAUGGGCGAGCCUGGCUGCUGUGGGCGACGGGGACAGUCGCCCACCGUAGGUUCUUGGGGUUUCCCCCAGGCAUUCGGGGGCGCGGCCAGCAGCGGCGCCUCUCCGAGGGUGGGCGUGCAGCGCACCGUGAGGGCAUCGGCACCCUGAGCCACGCGUCUGCUCGCUCACUGUCCCCGCCGCGCAGCCUUCAGGAACAAGGGGGCGUCUGGGCUGCGGAGCGGCUGAGGAUGCCCGGGUUGGAGACAGGGGGCUGCUGAGCUCGGGUCCUUGGGGUGGCCUUCCUCCGGGAAGUGUCAGAGCGCCCGAGCUCUGAAAAGGAGCCACUCUUGGCCACUUGGAUCAGAAAUUGAUGUCUCAGGGCAGUCGGAUCCUCUGACCCCAUGCUUCCUUCCUCGUCCCGUGCUGCCCCAACACGGGUAAAAGAGGCGACCACAGGGCCGAGCGCGAGAGUAGCUCCUGCUCUCGGCCUCCCCUCCUCAGAAUGCCCCAGCAUCUGGCUCCCUCGUGCUUCCCAGUGAUAACCCGAGUUACUGUUCGCACGGCCCGCAGCACAGCACAGGCCAGAGCGGUGCUUAGCAGGGGAGUCCUGGGAGGAUCUGGGAGGACCACUUAGGCUCAGGCAAGCGACUAUGAAGGCAGACCGAGUGGGAGAUGGAGCCAGUGAGAAUAAGUAUGAUCGGUAGGAAAUUUUGCCUGACGUUGUAACUGACCCCGGCUGCGUCAUCAGCCAUGUAGACCUGGGUCCCCGAAUCCUUCCAAGUCUGGCUCUUUAAAGACUGCGUUCAUUACCUGUGCAGCUUUCCUUCCUGAGGGCACAAUGGCCUGGCUCCCGACUUGGCUCAGAGGUAGCCCUAACCCUCUCUGGGGGGCAUCUACCUCACUUUCCCUAUGAGCCUGUAAGCGCAAUGGGAUCCCCAGAAAGAGAAACUGUUUCCAGAGCUGAGAGCCAGGGCAGGGGGGCUGGGGGUGGCCUCUCCCUGUACCCUUCUCCAGUACACUCCAAGUUGCAGGCUUUCACAAAAGAUGGGUGGGGGAAGGAGCAACUGGAUGCAGGCCAGACUGGCAGGGACAGGGUCUUUGUCCCAGCUGGCUUCUGAGCCAGGAGAUCCGGUGGGAAAGCCGUGCCAGGCAGAGGGGAAUAGCUGGGAGCAAAGUAGGAGGGAGGGAGGGGGCAGAGGAUGUUGGGCACCAGGGGAAGCGUCCUCACAAGUCCUGGUGGAGAGGAAGCCGAAGGAGAAGUCGUUGUUUCAGCAGGGUUCAGCCUAGGAGGCCCUCCUGGAAGAGGAGGUUAGGAAGGGAAGGCUGGAGCUUUACUGUGGGGGAAACUCCUGGUUGGCACCUGAGGGCGGGGGCCGAGGGGGUGAAGUGGGACCAUAGCUGUGCUCCCAACCCCACUCUUGUGUCUGUGGGUUUGAGUCUCCAACCCCUAGAGGCUGCCUGGACCUGCAGGUGCCCAAGUCCCUCACACAGAAUGAUGUCUUUGCAUCUCACCUACCCUUGUCUUUCAUACACAGGAACCCGUCUCUAGGUGACUUAUAAUUCCUAACUGUGUGCAUGCUGUUUAGGGAACAGGGACAAAAAAACUCUGUAUGUGUUCAGUACAGACUCUUUUUUCCCCCCUGCAUGUUUGCCAGGUGGCUGGUUUGGAUGCAUAGAUUUUGAAUACAAGUAUACGGAGAGCCAAUUUCACGGUACCACUCAUCACUGUGUUACAAGUAUUCGCUGACAUCUGUUGUGUGUCUGGUGCUGGCAUAUGCACAGGGUGUUUUCUGUUGUAGACUAUAGAUAGUUCUUCCAUCAGUUUGCAGCAUGAUCCCCCUGCUUCUGUCCCUGCUGGCGGCCCUGGUCCUGACCCAAGCCCCUGCAGCCCUCGCUGAUGACCUGAAAGAAGACAGCUCAGAGGAUCGAGCCUUCCGCGUGCGCAUCGGUGCCACGCAGCUGCGGGGCGUGCUGGGCGGUGCCCUGGCCAUCCCAUGCCACGUCCACCACCUGCGGCCGCCGCCCAGUCGCCGGGCCGCUCCGGGCUUUCCCCGGGUCAAGUGGACCUUCCUGUCUGGGGACCGGGAGGUGGAGGUGCUGGUGGCUCGCGGGCUGCGCGUCAAGGUAAACGAAGCCUACCGGUUCCGCGUGGCGCUGCCUGCCUACCCCGCAUCGCUCACGGAUGUGUCUCUAGUACUGAGCGAACUGCGGCCCAAUGAUUCCGGGGUCUAUCGCUGCGAGGUCCAGCACGGUAUCGACGACAGCAGUGAUGCAGUGGAGGUCAAGGUCAAAGGGGUCGUCUUCCUCUACAGAGAGGGCUCUGCACGCUAUGCUUUCUCCUUUGCUGGAGCCCAGGAAGCCUGCGCUCGCAUAGGAGCCCGAAUCGCCACCCCUGAGCAGCUCUAUGCUGCCUAUCUCGGCGGCUAUGAGCAGUGUGAUGCAGGCUGGCUGUCCGACCAAACUGUGAGGUACCCCAUCCAGAACCCACGAGAGGCCUGCUAUGGAGACAUGGAUGGCUACCCUGGAGUGCGGAACUACGGAGUAGUGGGUCCUGAUGAUCUCUACGAUGUCUACUGUUAUGCUGAAGACCUAAAUGGAGAACUAUUCCUAGGGGCCCCUCCCAGCAAGCUGACGUGGGAGGAGGCUCGGGACUACUGUCUGGAACACGGUGCACAGAUCGCUAGCACAGGCCAGCUGUACGCAGCCUGGAAUGGUGGCCUGGACAGAUGUAGCCCCGGCUGGCUGGCUGAUGGCAGCGUGCGCUACCCCAUCAUCACACCCAGCCAACGCUGUGGGGGCGGCCUGCCAGGAGUCAAGACCCUCUUCCUUUUUCCCAACCAGACUGGCUUCCCCAGCAAGCAGAACCGCUUCAAUGUCUACUGCUUCCGAGACUCUGCCCAUCCCUCUGCCUUCUCUGAGGCCUCCAGCCCAGCGUCAGAUGGACUAGAGGCCAUUGUCACAGUGACAGAGAAGCUGGAGGAACUGCAGCUGCCUCAGGAGGCUAUGGAGAGUGAGUCUCGUGGGGCGAUCUACUCCAUCCCCAUCACAGAAGAUGGCGGAGGAGGAAGCUCCACGCCAGAAGACCCAGCAGAGGCCCCCAAGACUCCUCUAGAAUCGGAAACCCAAUCCAUGGCACCACCUACCGAGUCCUCAGAAGAGAAAGGCGUAGCCCUGGAGGAAGAAGAAAGAUUCAAAGACACAGAGACUCUGGAGGAAGAGAAGGAGCAGGAGGACCUGUGGGUGUGGCCCAGGGAGCUCAGCAGCCCUCUCCCUACUGGCUUGGAAACAGAGCACUCACCCUCCCAGGUGUCCUCGCCAGCCCAGGCAGUUCUACAGCUGGGUGCCUCACCUUCUCCCAGGCCUCCAAGGGUCCGUGGACCGCCUGCAGAGACUUUGCUCCCCCCGAAGGAGGGAAGCCUCACAUCCACUCCAGAUGGGGCAAGAGAAGUAGGGGGGGAAGUUGGGAGCCCUGAGCUCUCUGGGGUUCCUCGAGAAAGUGAGGAGGCAGGGAGCUCCAGCUUGGAGGAUGGCCCUUCCCUACUUCCAGCUACAUGGGCCCCUGUGGGUAGCAGGGAGCUGGAGACGCCCUCAGAAGAGAAGUCUGGAAGAACUGUUCUGACAGGCACCUCAGUGCAGGCCCAGCCCGUGCUGCCCACCGACAGUGCCAGCCGCGGUGGAGUGGCUGUGGCUCCCUCAUCAGGUGACUGUAUCCCCAGCCCCUGCCACAAUGGUGGGACAUGCUUGGAGGAGAAGGAGGGUUUCCGCUGCCUAUGUUUACCAGGCUAUGGGGGGGACCUGUGCGAUGUUGGCCUUCACUUCUGCAGCCCUGGCUGGGAGGCCUUCCAGGGUGCCUGCUACAAGCACUUUUCCACACGAAGGAGCUGGGAGGAGGCAGAAAGCCAGUGCCGAACGCUCGGUGCUCAUCUGACCAGCAUCUGCACCCCUGAGGAGCAAGACUUUGUCAACGAUCGAUACCGGGAGUACCAGUGGAUUGGGCUCAAUGACAGGACCAUCGAGGGUGACUUCUUGUGGUCAGAUGGUGCCCCUCUGCUCUAUGAAAACUGGAACCCUGGGCAGCCUGACAGCUACUUCCUGUCUGGGGAGAACUGUGUGGUUAUGGUGUGGCAUGACCAGGGACAGUGGAGUGAUGUGCCCUGCAACUACCACCUAUCCUACACCUGCAAGAUGGGGCUUGUGUCCUGUGGGCCUCCACCACAGCUGCCCCUAGCGCAAAUAUUUGGUCGCCCUCGGCUGCGCUACGCGGUGGACACUGUGCUUCGAUAUCGGUGCCGAGAAGGGCUGGCCCAGCGCAACUUGCCGCUGAUCCGCUGCCAGGAGAAUGGGCUUUGGGAGGCCCCUCAGAUUUCCUGUGUGCCCCGAAGGCCUGGUCGUGCUCUGAGCUCAAUGGACGCUCCAGAAGGACCACGGAAACAGCUUCCGCUGCACAGGAAAGCACCGUUGACACCUCCCUCCGGUCUCUAGGGAACAGGCCUGGAAGACUGCUGCCCCCAGCAGGGCCCUCUCACUUCAGCUGCCUGUGCUCUUCCCCACAAUAGGGGGUGACAUGAGAGGGGUGGAACUGGAAUUCAGAGGACAGCGCCCAAAGGGGUUUCUGGGAAACGCUUGGGUGACUCCGCCCAGCCUAGGCCCCGCCCCCUCGUACAAGGCCUCAGGUUUUACGGAGUAAGUCCCUAAGUGCCUCUACUGCCCUCUCACGUCAGCUGCCUCCUUGCCCCUCAAUUUCUUUAGGGGACACUGUGCUACUCGUUCUUGAUUUUUCAAAGGGUUUUUAGGAUGGAGUGCCAGCAAAACCAGAUGGAAAUAAAGUUGUUUGAACCCAGA
This is a messenger RNA of Mastomys coucha (southern multimammate mouse), 5242 nucleotides long. It is a transcript of the gene Bcan, whose product is annotated as brevican. The record is from RefSeq and is a predicted model, not a curated record. Gene Ontology annotation, biological process: cell adhesion. Gene Ontology annotation, molecular function: hyaluronic acid binding; calcium ion binding. The coding region runs from base 2231 to 4882 and encodes 883 amino acids. Lineage: Eukaryota; Metazoa; Chordata; Mammalia; Rodentia; Muridae. The transcript is spliced from 14 exons.